AACCUCACAUCAUUCGGCCCCAUUGAACCACCACCACCACCAUCUCCUCUCCAAAAUCUUGUGAUCGCCAGAUUAUAAAUACGCAAUCAUGUCUGAAGAACGCGAGACUAAGCCCUUCAAGUUCGUUACUGGUAUGUGCUACCCGGAGGCCCGCCCACUGUUAGGAUAUUUAAAGAUGGUGUGGUCUGAUUGCUAACUAUGGAUUUUUAAUAGCUGGUAUGCGAUUCUGAAUACGGCGACGAUUACAAGGUGAUGGGGAACUAAUUGUAGGAUAUAGGAUUCGAUGCUCGAUUUCCCAACCAGAACCAGACUAAACAUUGCUGGCAAAACUAUGUCGAUUACCACAAGUGUAUCCUAGCCAAGGGCGAGGAUUUCGCUCCAUGCCGUCAAGUAUGUUUUGCGACUAGUUACGAGGGACAUAUAUACUAAUAGGAGGACAGUUUUUCUUGGCUUAUAAGUCUUUGUGCCCUAGUGCCUGGGUUGAGAGAUGGGAUGAUCAACGUGGUUAGUAUUAGGCUUUGAGGGGAAGAGAAAAGGAAGAUUGGCUAACGUGGAAUAACACAGAAAAUGGAACAUUCCCAACUCGUUUGGAUCAAUAGGAAAUUUCAGGGUUAUAGAAGGUCAGCAUGGUGGGGCAGAGCACAAGACGUUUACAAUGGAUGUGUAUCAUACAAAGUCAUUAUGAGAAUUGAUGGGAGACGUCUCGGCUUG
This is a messenger RNA of Sclerotinia trifoliorum, 711 nucleotides long. Lineage: Eukaryota; Fungi; Ascomycota; Leotiomycetes; Helotiales; Sclerotiniaceae. The record is from the annotation of a GenBank genome assembly.